Entrophospora sp. SA101 is the source of this 606-nucleotide messenger RNA. NCBI's taxonomy places the organism in Eukaryota, Fungi, Glomeromycota, Glomeromycetes, Entrophosporales, Entrophosporaceae. The record is from the annotation of a GenBank genome assembly.
AUGAGUAAAGGAAGUUUAGAAAUCGCCAAGCAAGCAAACUUAAUAAUUCAGCCUGUUCGUCCUAGUUUAGACGACUUAAAUCCAGCAAUUAGGGAAUUCAAUGGUUUAUUCAAAUCCGGAAUUCCCAAAAAUAAAUUAGCCUUUGUCAUAAAUGCGGUUAGUUCCGAAGCCGAGGAAAAAGCCACGAGGAACUAUUUACAAAAAGCGGGUUAUUUUGUUUUUGCUAAUUCUUUAUCAGAAAAAAUAAGUUAUCGCGAAGCCCAAAAUGAGGGAAAGUCCAUCAGUGAGGUAAAAUACCCAAGAUUAAGAGAACAAGCCAAAGAGUUAGAUAUUUCCUACGAGGAAAGAUUAAAGUAUGUCGAAGUUUUGGAAAAAGCCUUGGAAUGCUACGAAAAGCAUAGAAAUUAUAAAAAUCCGAUUAGACUUUCACCACUAGCCAAAGAAGCUCAGAAGCAAUUAAGAGAAUUAUCUGCCCGCAUAAUGGCGAAUGAGAAAAUUUUCCAAAGAAAGGGUGAUAAAAUUCCCGCUUUACCUUUUUGGAUUGAAAUACAAAGUAUUGGAAAUACGAGUAUUCUCAGAGAGAAAAUAUUAAAUAGCGUUCAUUAA